This is a messenger RNA of Manihot esculenta (cassava), 1401 nucleotides long. Its product is annotated as probable WRKY transcription factor 57. The record is from RefSeq and is a predicted model, not a curated record. Gene Ontology annotation, molecular function: DNA-binding transcription factor activity; sequence-specific DNA binding. Gene Ontology annotation, biological process: regulation of DNA-templated transcription. The coding region runs from base 201 to 1115 and encodes 304 amino acids. The transcript has 3 exons. NCBI's taxonomy places the organism in Eukaryota, Viridiplantae, Streptophyta, Magnoliopsida, Malpighiales, Euphorbiaceae.
AGUUGACGCCAUUUUUUUCCAGCUUCUCUCUCUCUCCAAUGUAUUGACGAAACAAACCCAUCAAACGCUCGAAUACGUUUUCUAAGCUACGCGUCCUUGCUUCUCCUCCUAAACCCUAACUUUCUCUCCCUUUCUCUUUUAGCUUCUCUCUCUCUGCUCAAUUUUUCUCACCUCAUCGUCAAUUCCCUAAUAGAUCCUCCAUGGACGAUGCUCAUAAUCCCGAUCCGGGAGGCAACUUUGCCACCGACUCCAACUGGAAUCUCGGCUCUGAUUCUGAUACAGUCAAUUAUUUAUUCACUAGCGACAGAGAGAGCAGUAUACUCGGUGAAUUCGGAUGGAAUCUUCACUCUGCUCGCACUUCCAGUGAGUCGGACCGGUUUGGUGGCCUCGACCGGAUCGAUUCUGAAAACGUUGGGUUUGCAUCUGAGAGCAGUAGGUUUCAAGGAUCGGUAAGUUGUGGUGGUGAGGCUUGUACGGUCGGGUCUGGGAGCGGUGGUGGUGCUGGUGUUGGCGAUGUGUCUACUUCUAAUCCGUCAGUCUCUUCGAGCUCCAGCGAGGAUCCGCCCGAAAAGGCUACGAGCUCCGGCGGGAAACUGGCUGAGAUACCGAGCAAAGCUAGAAAGAAGGGGCAAAAACGAAUCCGGCAGCCGCGUUUUGCAUUUAUGACUAAGAGUGAAGUUGAUCAUCUUGAGGAUGGUUACCGUUGGCGGAAAUAUGGACAGAAAGCAGUUAAAAAUAGCCCAUUUCCCAGGAGCUACUAUCGUUGCACAAAUAGUAAAUGUACCGUGAAAAAGAGGGUUGAACGGUCUUCUGAAGAUCCCACCAUUGUUAUUACUACAUAUGAAGGCCAACACUGCCACCAUACUGUUGGUUUCCCCCGAGGUGGAAUCAUUGGCCAUGAGUCUACAUUUGUCAACCACUUGACUUCCCCAGUUUCGCAAUUUUAUUAUCCUGGAAUUCUGUUAUCCCGAGAAGGCCCUCUAAAUAUUACACAGUCGCAACAAGUACCCGUUCAAACCGUUGAAUCCAGUACAUUGAGAGAGCCAACCCCACAGAUUCCAGUAGAUGAAGGACUGCUUGGGGACAUUGUCCCCCCUGGAAUGCGUAAUAGAUGAGGUAAAUGGUGUACAUCACUUGCCUAAUUUUAAUUAGUAACUGUGGCUCCUUAGAAGUCGUAAUACUGGUGCAGACACAGCAUGUGUGUAUUUGAGAGAUGGGAUAAAUCAAUAUAUAUUUGCAUUCACAGUGCACUAAUUCCUAUGAGAUGACCAUCAUUAUGUCAUAGCGUUAAUUCAGUAUGACUGAAUGUAUUUUGAACAUGUAAUAGAAGGGUAAUUCAUGAAUUUUGUUAGCUGAUAGUAGACUUUUAAGUGGAUUUCCUUCAUAUUUUUUCUCUUCUUU